Messenger RNA from Xenopus laevis (African clawed frog), 1779 nucleotides. RefSeq names its product UDP-galactose-4-epimerase S homeolog (gene gale.S). NCBI's taxonomy places the organism in Eukaryota, Metazoa, Chordata, Amphibia, Anura, Pipidae. The record is from RefSeq and is a predicted model, not a curated record. Bases 138 to 1184 code for a protein of 348 amino acids. Gene Ontology annotation, cellular component: cytosol. Gene Ontology annotation, molecular function: UDP-N-acetylglucosamine 4-epimerase activity; UDP-glucose 4-epimerase activity. The transcript has 11 exons. Gene Ontology annotation, biological process: beta-D-galactose catabolic process via UDP-galactose, Leloir pathway; monosaccharide metabolic process; galactose metabolic process.
GCAACAGUAGACUUAUUCAUAAUGGACUGAUAGACACGCCCCCGGUAUUACUGUGGAUGCUACUUCCACGUCUGGGUGCUCCCGGGAGGUUGUCAGGAAGCCGAGUGAUUGGAAAGUUUUGCUGACCUAUAAAGAUCAUGAAUGGAAAGGUGCUGGUAACGGGAGGUGGUGGAUAUAUCGGCAGUCACUGUGUGCUAGAAUUGCUGGAGGCUGGAUACACUCCUGUAGUCAUUGAUAACUUCCACAAUGCUAUCCGAGGUGCCAACAAUAUACCAGAGAGUUUGCAGCGAGUGCAGGAAAUUGUUGGGAAGACAAUUGAAUUUGAAGAGGUGGAUAUGCUAGACCGUGUUGCUUUGGACAAAUUAUUUAACAAGCACAAAUUCUCAGCAGUCCUACACUUGGCUGGAUUGAAAGCAGUUGGGGAGUCCGUACAGAAACCAUUGCUGUAUUAUAAGGUGAACCUGACUGGCACCAUCCAGCUACUAGAGGUAAUGAAUUCUCAUGGGGUGAAGAAUAUAGUGUUCAGCAGUUCUGCUACUGUAUAUGGUGAUCCCAGUUAUUUACCUAUAGACGAAAGCCAUCCUGUCGGAGGAUGUACCAACCCUUAUGGGAAAACCAAAUAUUUUAUUGAGGAGAUGAUCAAGGACCAAUGCAAGGCUGAAACGGACUGGUGUGCCAUUCUUCUGAGGUAUUUUAACCCAAUUGGAGCUCAUGUAUCAGGAAAAAUUGGAGAGGAUCCCCAAGGAAUACCAAACAACUUGAUGCCAUAUGUUUCACAGGUGGCAGUGGGACGAAGAGAAUUCCUGAAUGUAUUUGGGAAUGAUUACAACACACCAGAUGGAACUGGUGUUCGUGAUUAUAUCCAUAUUGUGGAUCUGGCUAAAGGGCACAUUGCAGCUCUCAAAAAGUUAGAGACCACCAGUGGCUGUAAGGUAUACAACCUGGGAACUGGAACAGGAUAUUCUGUUCUUGAGAUGGUGAAGGCAAUGGAAAAGGCUUCUGGGAAGAAGAUACAACAUAAAAUAGCCCCAAGGAGAGAAGGUGACAUUGCUACAUGCUAUGCAGAUCCUGCACUGGCCAAAGCUGAGUUAGGCUGGAAAGCAGAGUAUGGGCUAGACAGGAUGUGUGAAGAUCUAUGGCGAUGGCAGUCGGAAAAUCCAACAGGUUUCAGCACAGGAUCCUGAUCAUCUCUUGAAGGAUUUUUUUUUUUUUUCAUAUUCUUUUGGGUGUAGAUAAGCCUUAUUUAUAUUUUAGGUGUAAAAGUAGAAAAUGAAAUGUAUAGCACCAUGUGCUUUUAAGAUGGAUUCAAUGAACAGAUCUCUGGUUCUUACACUUUGUGCUUGUCCAGUGCCACAAUGGCCUCAACUCCAACUAAUCCAUUGAACUUCUACUUUGUUGUUCCAAGAUGUACCACAUAGCCUAUUUGUAAUUGUGUUUACCCACAUCAGCCUUAUUGCCUGAUCAUAAAAUUUCAACCUCCCCCAUUUUGCACUUCCCAGUCCCACACUUAUCAAUAAUGGGAAAAUCAAACAUUGCCUGAAACCUUCAGGUUCUAAAAGAAGCUGAGAGUGUAUGUUAUGCAUAUAUUUCAGUGGAAUUAAUCUUUCUAUUAAAUUGUAACCUGAAAAAAAACUCUGCAGCUGUCUCCGAUAACAUUUUCCAAUCUGGUGAAAAAGUCUUUACAAAUCUUGCUAAGACACUUGAGUUGCAGGUUUGUCUUUUUAUUCAAACCAACUUUCUUAAAACUAUUGUUCACAGAUUAAAGGGCCUUUGUCUUGA